Rubroshorea leprosula is the source of this 628-nucleotide messenger RNA. Lineage: Eukaryota; Viridiplantae; Streptophyta; Magnoliopsida; Malvales; Dipterocarpaceae. The record is from the annotation of a GenBank genome assembly.
CCAACAGUUUUUUCUUUUGCAUCAUCUGUUUUACUUAAAGGGCCUCUAGUGUUAUCACAAUCAAAUUGGCUCAUUGGAGGCCUGCUGCUUGUUGCUGAAAACUUUCUUUUUUCGAUCGGGUACAUUGUUCAGGCACAAGUAAUGAAGGUAUAUCCAGCAGAGUUCAAUGUUGUCUUCUUGUGCAAUCUCUUUGGAACCAUUGUGUCAGUGCCAGUAUGCUUAAUAGCAGAACCAAACCUCAGUUCUUGGAUUCUAAGGCCAAGAAUAGCAGUUGCUGCAGUCAUAUACUCGGGAUUUAUUUCAUCAAUCAUAAGUGUUGUGAUGACAUGGGGUUUGCACCUGAAGGGGCCUGUUUAUAUAGCCAUUUUUAAGCCAUUGGCAAUCGCCAUCGCAGCUAGUAUGAGCGCCCUCUUCCUAGGGGAUGCUCUGCAUCUUGGAAGUGUGAUUGGAGCAGUAGUAAUAUCCCUCGGGUUUUAUGCUGUGAUAUGGGGAAAAGCAAAAGAAGAAGUAAUAUUGGUUAAUGAUGAUCAAAGUCCUUUGUUGCAAAGCUGUAAAGUUGAAAAUAUGUAGCGAAAAAGGACAAUGGAGGAAUUGUCAACACUUGGAUUAAUAAAUCCAAUAAUGCUUA